Messenger RNA from Cordyceps fumosorosea ARSEF 2679, 2571 nucleotides. RefSeq names its product Major facilitator superfamily domain, general substrate transporter. The record is from RefSeq and is a predicted model, not a curated record. Lineage: Eukaryota; Fungi; Ascomycota; Sordariomycetes; Hypocreales; Cordycipitaceae. The transcript has 5 exons. Gene Ontology annotation, molecular function: transmembrane transporter activity. Gene Ontology annotation, biological process: transmembrane transport. Bases 1 to 2571 code for a protein of 856 amino acids.
AUGCGCCACGAUUCCAGCGACGGCGGAAGAAUCGAUGCCGCCCGAGAGGUAGAGACCCAGGGGGGCGUCUGCCCGGAGGCGGACGCGCACGGCGUCGACCAGCUUCUCACGGACAUCCUCAAUCAUCUGCGCCAUGGACACCUCGUCGUCCUUCCCGUCGCGGUCCGUAGCCGAGUUGGAGGAAUACUGCUGAUCCCAGUACGGCCUGGUGCGCAGGUCCGCGAGGGCGGAUUCCAGCCCGAUCUACAUCCAGUGGCCUGGUCCCCUAAAACACGGUCCUCUGCCAGCCAGCCAGACCGGUUUGAUGCCGAAUCUGUCUCUUGCGGCUACAAGCUUCCUGGCAUGCGCUCUCUCGUCCACGAUCACGAAGGAAAACUCACCGCGGAGAUGCCGAAAGAGCCCAGGCGUGCCAUGCAUGCUGUAGAGGGCCAGGACAAGCUCGCUGUCGCUGUGGCCGCGAAACGCGUACCCGCUGUCCUCGCAGUACCGUCGCAGCUUCUCGUACUCGUAGAUUCUUCCGAUGACGACCGCGUGGACCUGACCAUCUGCGCUGUGCAGUGGCUGGGAUCCCGACGGGGACGUGUCGUUGAUGGCGAGUCGGCAGUGCCCGAGACCUACCGUCGCCGCAGCGUUGACCCAUACAUAACAGCCGUCCGGUCCUCGAUGCUUGAUCAGCUCGAGAGACCUUUCAAGCUGCCUGGAAAGAGCAGACACUGUGUUGCUCUUCCCGGCUGCCGGCGACUCGGUCCGGGCCGAGGACGUAUUGGCAGCCGCGGUGUGAGUAUACACGACGACGAAACCACACAUUGCUGCAGCAUACGACGUUUGGAGAAUAGCUCGUGGAUGUUCUGUGGGAGCGUGGCGUGGAUCGAUAUGGCAGGACCUGCUGGCGAACUGCGACCUGACCACGACCACUGGCAGCACCUUGCAUUGCGCACGAACGACUCGUGUGCUGUCACUCCCAGAUUCUACGCCACACGAUGCCAUUGCAGGAUUCAACUCGGCCAACAUGCCCAGCACAGCCAGCACGCCCAGCACAGCACCAGAGAGCCCCUCCUCGCUGGAGUAUCACGACCUGCAGAAAGGGUUCAGCGCUCGGGAAAAGUUCCAAAAGCCACUCAAAUUUCAUCUUGCUUUUUGUCCAUCCUACUCAUGGUCUUCAUCGUCUCCGUCGACGCCACGGCGUUGGCGGUUGUCAUACCUCGAAAGAGUUUAAACGGAACGUACCUGGAGGCGUUCUGGGCGGAAUGCCUCGUUUCUGCUGGUCGUCACGGUCGUGCUGCCCGUGUACACCGGCCUCUCAGAGGUCAUCGGGCGCAAGCUACUGCUCUACGUUUACUUUUCCUCUUCACGGCGGGGUCUGUCCUCUUCGCGACCGCGCAGUCUCUUACCGUCGCCAUCCUCUCUCGUGCGCUGCAAGGGUCUAGGUGCGGAGGCAUCGACGUCCUGAACGAAAUCCUCGUGGCCGACAUCACUACCCUGCUGGAGCGCGCCGUGUACAUCGGCCUGGUCUCUAUCCCGUUCGCAUUGGGGAGCGUCCUCGGCCCCGUGGUGGGCGCGCUGCUGGGCGAACUCUCGUCCUGGCGAUGGAUCGGCUGGAUGAAUCUGCCUCUCGUCGCUCUCUGUCUCCCGCUGUCCAUCUUCUGCCUCACGCUGAAGCCGCUCGAGGGCCGUCUCUCGCAGCAGCUCGCAGGCUUCGACUGGCGCGGCCUCGCCCACCGGGCGAUUCGUGGAGGACGCUGCUUCCGCUUUUCGUCGGCGCGCGGUUCUCGGCGCGUUUGCCUGGUACGAGUCGGGGGCCGCCCGGCCCAUUCUCCCCUACCGCAUCUUCCGCACCCGUACCGCCGCCGGCGCGCUGGCUCUCAGCUUCUUGCACGGGAUGAUCUUCUACACGCUCAUCUUCCACCUCCCGUUGUUCUUCCAGUCCGUCGGCCUGGAAACUCCCCUCCGGUCGUCCGUGCCUCUUCUUCCUUUCUACGUCAUUCUGAUGGCGUUGACGGGCAUCGCGGCCGUAGGCAUCGAUGGACGUGCCGCUACGUCUGGGCGGUCAGGCUGUCAAGGCUCUUUCCGAGUCUCAGUCUCGGUCUGGGUCUCUGCACGCUGUGGGGAGCGCACACGACCCUCACGCAGACGGUGGGCUUCGAGGCCAUGGUCGCGAUCGGGCUUGGUUCUCUGUUCACGGCCCUGCCGGUCAUGAUGCAGGCCCGUACGCAGCCCGACGCCCACGGCCACGCAGUAGGCAUUCUGGUUUCUUUCCGGCUGUUCGGCGCGGCAGUGGGGCUCGCCGUCUCCGCCGCCGCGUUCAGCAACCAGUUCAGCAGCUCGGUGGCUACCCUCGGCGACAUGCCGCCUACGGUUCGCCUUCUGUUACAAGAAAACCAAGCCUUGGGAUCGAUCCCGCGACUGAGAGAGUUGGAUCUGUCGCCGGCGGAGCUCGUCGAUAUCCUGAGCGCGUACGAACAGUCGUUUCGGGUCGUGUUUCUUGUUCUGACCGGCCUGAGCUGCGUCGGUUUUUCCUUGACCCUUCUCGCUUGCGAGACGUCCAUUGAGGCGGAUGAAGCCGGUAAAUAA